This is a messenger RNA of Cornus florida, 970 nucleotides long. RefSeq names its product large ribosomal subunit protein uL10-like. The record is from RefSeq and is a predicted model, not a curated record. Gene Ontology annotation, molecular function: structural constituent of ribosome; large ribosomal subunit rRNA binding. The transcript is spliced from 6 exons. Gene Ontology annotation, biological process: ribosome biogenesis; cytoplasmic translation; ribosomal large subunit assembly. NCBI's taxonomy places the organism in Eukaryota, Viridiplantae, Streptophyta, Magnoliopsida, Cornales, Cornaceae. Gene Ontology annotation, cellular component: cytosolic large ribosomal subunit. The coding region runs from base 34 to 897 and encodes 287 amino acids.
AACCCUUAGAACUAGCUUGCUCUGAUCUCAAGAAUGGCGGUGAAACCUUCAAGGAUGGAGAAGAAGAUCAAGUACGACCAGAAGUUGUGCGAUCUUCUUGAUAUGUACUCUCAGAUCUUGAUCCGUUCCAUCAAGAUGCAUGUUCAGAAGACCGGUAACAAUGAGUUCCUCAGUCUCGUGCCUCUUCUUGUGGGUAAUGUGGGAUUGAUCUUUACAAAGGGUGAUUUGAAGGAAGUAAGCGAUGAGGUUGCAAAGUAUAAGGUUGGAGCUCCUGCACGUGUUGGCCUGGUUGCUCCGAUUGACGUUGUUGUCCCACCCGGGAACACUGGACUGGAUCCUUCUCAGACUUCCUUUUUUCAGGUGCUUAACAUCCCAACGAAGAUUAACAAAGGCACAGUUGAAAUUGUCACUGCUGUGGAGCUUAUCAAGAAGGGUGACAAGGUGGGCUCUUCUGAAGCUGCCCUUCUUUCGAAGCUAGGGAUAAGGCCAUUCUCCUACGGUCUCAUAGUCGUCUCUGUCUAUGACAAUGGUUCUGUAUUCAAUCCUGAGGUGCUUGACCUCACAGAAGACGACCUUAUUGAGAAAUUUGCUGCUGGGGUGUGCAUGAUUACCUCUCUGUCAAUGGCUGCCGCAUACCCAACACUUGCUGCUGCACCUCACAUGUUCAUUAAUGACUACAAAAAUGUUCUGGCUGUUGCAAUGGCAACCGAGUAUUCCUUCCCAGAGGCUGAGCAAGUGAAGGAGUACUUAAAGGACCCAAGCAAAUUCGCAGUUGUUUUGGCUCCAGUCGAUGCUGUUGAUUCUGGGACUGCUGCAGCUCCUCCCGCCAAGGAGGAAGCAAAGAAGGAUGAGGAAGAGGAAUCUGAAGAAGAAGGCUUAUUUGGUUUGUUUGAUUGAGUUGUCCACGGACUGCUAGAUGGAGUAGGGUAGCAGACCGAACUUAUAUUUUGCUAUCAUGUUUGCUUAUGAC